Alternaria rosae is the source of this 867-nucleotide messenger RNA. Its product is annotated as histidine phosphatase superfamily. Gene Ontology annotation, cellular component: fungal-type cell wall. NCBI's taxonomy places the organism in Eukaryota, Fungi, Ascomycota, Dothideomycetes, Pleosporales, Pleosporaceae. The transcript is spliced from 2 exons. Bases 1 to 867 code for a protein of 288 amino acids. Gene Ontology annotation, molecular function: acid phosphatase activity. The record is from RefSeq and is a predicted model, not a curated record.
AUGUCUGUUCAGCGCUUCCAAGAGCAUCUCGCCGCUCUGUCUCCGUACUUUCAGAUCUCCAAACAACCGCCAGCUCUCGCGUCCGACACUGUUUCUGGAGCCGUGUACCUGUUUCGCCAUGGUAUUCUCGACGUGUCUCACAAUGACUUCAACACCUACGUCCAGCUUUUCCUGCGAAGAAUUGAGGUCCUGCAAGGCGCAGGAAGACCGUUCGCCAAGGGACAGUUGGCGGCCUUACAGACGUAUCGAAGUUGGAUUAGCAAAGCACAUGUGGGCAUGGUCUCUGGCGCAGGUCUGUCACAGAGUGCAAAUAUGGGCAGACACUUUAGACAACGUUAUAGCCAGGUUCUCAAGGAUUUCCAAGUCAAAGAGGGUGAUCUCAAACCGAUUAUGAGAGUAUGGAGUGACAAUGCGACACGAUGUCGGCUGUCUGCUAUAACCUUUGCAGACGCAUUCUCAGGGACCAUCGUGGGAAACGCAAACGACAAUCUUCCCUUGAUCGAUUGCCAAGUCAAUGUCAGUGACUUGUCCGAUACCCCUGGAACUUGCAAGAACCUUGCAUGGCAUGCAGCGCUACAAGUAGAUCAACAGGCUGGCAACCGAGAGAUGCAACAGCUGAUGAAGGUCACGACGCGGGACGCCUUGCAACGACUUCGCUGCGAUUGGUCCAGCUCGCAAGAAUUUGGAGCCGAAGACGUACACGCCAUUGAACUUCUCCAUUGCUAUGAUGUCGUCUCGGGACGCAAAUUACCCUUCGAAACAUGGUUCACACCCGCAGACUGGAUAGGUUUCGAAUAUCUCAGAGACACCAAAUACCAUUACAGUGAAGGUUAUGGCAGCGAUACUUGCGGAAUCGCUGUACCUUAG